Molecule: messenger RNA, 1096 nt
Organism: Rotaria sp. Silwood1
Lineage: Eukaryota; Metazoa; Rotifera; Eurotatoria; Philodinida; Philodinidae
Source: the annotation of a GenBank genome assembly
GGAUGAUUUAAUAUUGUUCAAUAUUCAUCAUUCAGCAUUUGAUGGAGCUUCAAUAUCAAUUUUUCUUCGUGAUUUCUCUCUUGCUUAUGAGACUGAUUGCUCGUUACCUUUGGAUGAUGAAGCAUUACAAUACACUGAUUAUUCUGUUUACGAACGUCAAAUGGAUAUGACAUUAUCAAGUGACUUUUGGCAGUCACAACUUCAUGGAUAUAAUUUCGAAUGUCGAUUGUCAUUGCCAACUGAUCGAAAACGUUCAUCUAGUGAUCAACGAUCUGGUCUUGCAUCUAUAGCGCAAAUAUCUUUUGGUGAGGACAUUUCCACAGCAUUUCUAAAUUAUGCAUCUGCACAAAAAGUCACACCAUUUCAACUGGGACUAGCUACAUUUUAUGCAUUUCUCUUCAAAAUAAGUCAUGGUCAAAGUGAUCUGUGUGUUACAUGUCUCAAUGCCAAUCGAUACAAAAGUGAAUUACAAAAUAUAAUUGGAAUGUUUGUUGCAACAUUACCUUAUCGUAUUCAACUUGAUUCUAAUUGGUCAUUCGAUGAACUUGUCAAACAUGUACGAGAAAAGUGCUUUUCCGUUCUCGGACAUUCUCAUUAUCCAUUACAAUAUAUUCUUGCUGAUUCUCAUCUCAAUCAAUCGAAUCAUCAUUUUCUCGAAACAGUGUUUGACUUUAUCACUAUUUCUUAUGAUAUGGAUCACUUUUCUUUAAAUGAUGGAACUUUUGAAAAAGUGCCAUUAGAACAAUCGGUUAACUUGGCUAAAUUUGAUUUCAUGUUGAGAUUUAUUUAUAAUCCGGCAUUGGAUGAUGGUAGACUUUCAUGUCGUUUCACCUGCUCGCAUGAUCUAUAUGAUAAGUCAACGGUUGAGAAGAUCGGACAAAGAUUUCAACAUCUUUUCUUUCAACUUUUCUUUUCAAAGUCGAGUGCUGUUGAAAUUGAUCAAUCUAUUACAUCCAUCAACAAACUGUUACUUAUUUUACCAGAAGAAUAUGAAGAAAUGCGAGGAACACUCUUUCACAGAUUACCCAGUAUUUUCAAUGAAGGUAUGUUUAUUCACUUUUCAGCUUGUUUUUUGCACAUACUAGGUGGUUCAUAA